This is a messenger RNA of Macadamia integrifolia, 12283 nucleotides long. Its product is annotated as transformation/transcription domain-associated protein-like. The record is from RefSeq and is a predicted model, not a curated record. Gene Ontology annotation, biological process: DNA repair; regulation of DNA-templated transcription. Gene Ontology annotation, molecular function: protein binding; transcription coregulator activity. NCBI's taxonomy places the organism in Eukaryota, Viridiplantae, Streptophyta, Magnoliopsida, Proteales, Proteaceae. Bases 398 to 11989 code for a protein of 3863 amino acids. The transcript is spliced from 35 exons. Gene Ontology annotation, cellular component: NuA4 histone acetyltransferase complex; SAGA complex; nucleus.
ACCACAAUAGAGGGCCUCGGGUUGGGCGAAUAGCGACGAUAAUAAGCGUCAACCAGACUAAGAGGCUCGACUAUAAAUAGCUGCAGGAACGACCAGCAGGGGUAGUCGGUGAUCGUCCAAGUUGAACUACUGGGAGAGCGGGAGUGAGCAACUCUCGCAGAAAUACUCGUCUCCUCAGAACGCUCCCUCGACGGGAAAACGGUACAGAGAAGAGGGAAAACAGGCCAAACCCUAGAAUCAGAGAGAAAAUUUGCUUUAGCAGGAACAACGGAAAAGCAGAGCUAGGGUUUUAACCCACUCUGCAACUUCAAAAUGAGUCCGGUUCAGAACUUCGAACAACAUGCUCGGAAUCUUAUAGAGCCCGAAGUCCAAAUCAGCUAUACAGGGAAGGCUUCAGAUGGCAAUGGAGGUGAGGGACAGCCUCGAGAUUGCGCAUACAGCGGAAUACUUAAAUUUCCUGAAAUGCUACUUCCGGGCCUUCUCCAUGAUACUAACACAGCUAACGACACCUCAACUCACUGACAACCCCGAGCACAAGCUUAGAAAUGUUAUUGUUGAAAUUCUUAAUCGUCUCCCUCACAGCGAAGUACUCCGUCCCUUUGUUCAGGAUCUUUUGAAGGUUGCCCUGCAAGUUCUCACCUUGGACAACGAGGAGAAUGGCCUAAUUUGCAUUCGUAUCAUAUUUGACCUCUUGCGGAACUUCAGGCCGAGCCUCGAGAACGAGGUCCAGCCGUUCCUUGACUUUGUUUGUAAGAUAUACCAAAACUUUAGGGCGACUGUUAGUUAUUUCUUCGAGGAUGGGUUGGGUGGACAAGAUAACAAGCAGCUCACUGGUUUGGGUCAAGUUGGUACUGGGUACAUUGGUGGCGGACAGCUUAACCCAAGCACCUGUUCUUUCAAGAUAGUCACGGAGAGCCCGCUGGUAGUGAUGUUCCUCUUUCAGUUGUAUGGGCGGCUGGUUCAGACAAACAUUCAUCACCUGCUGCCUUUGAUGGUUGCCACAAUAUCCGUUCCGGGUCCUGAAAAUGUUCCCCCACAGUCAAAGAACCACUUCAUUGAAUUGAAGAGUGCACAGGUUAAGACAGUUUCCUUUUUAACUUACUUGCUGAAAAGUUUCGCUGACUAUAUAAGGCCCCAUGAAGAAAGCAUAUGUAGAAGCAUUGUAAAUCUGCUUGUUACUUGUCCUGACUCUGUUUCUGUUCGAAAGGAAUUGCUCGUGGCAUUGAAACAUGUUCUUGGAACAGAUUUCAAGCGGGGAUUGUUUCCUCUGAUUGACACUUUAUUGGAGGAGAGGGUUUUGGUGGGAACUGGUCGGGCUUGCUUUGAUGCAUUGAGACCACUGGCUUAUAGUCUACUUGCAGAGAUUGUGCAUCAUGUCCGCGGGGAUCUUUCACUAUCACAGUUGUCACGAAUUAUUUACUUGUUCUCAAGGAACAUGCAUGAUUCAUCCUUGUCAUUAAGCAUUCAUACUACUUGCGCGCGCCUAAUGUUAAAUCUGGUGGAACCUAUUUUUGAGAAGGGUGUUGAUCAAUCAUCCAUGGAUGAAGCACGGGUUUUAUUGGGUAGAAUUCUGGAUGCUUUUGUGGGGAAGUUCAGUACCUUCAAGCGAACCAUUCCUCAGCUACUGGACGAGGGUGAUGAAGGGAAGGAGCGAUCCACACUGAGGUCAAAGCUUGAGCUCCCUGUGCAGGCAGUUUUAAAUCUGCAGGCCCCUCUGGAGCACUCCAAGGAAGUCAGUGAUUGUAAACAUCUAAUUAAGACGUUGGUCAUGGGAAUGAAGACUAUAAUCUGGAGCAUCACUCAUUGUCAUGUGUCACGAACACAGGUUUCACCAUCAGCACAUGGAGCACAUCAGCAAAUGCAGGUUUCCCCAUCAUCUAACACGCCACUUCCUCACGCAUUUAAAGGGAUGAGAGAGGAUGAGGUGUGGAAAGCCUCUGGUGUCCUUACUAGCGGUGUCCAUUGCUUAGCACUCUUCAAGGAAAAAGACGAGGAGAGGGAGAUGCUUAACCUUUUUUCUCAAAUUUUAACCAUUAUGGAGCCCCGAGAUCUUAUGGAUAUGUUCUCCAUGUGCAUGCCAGAACUUUUUGACUGCAUGAUCAGUAACAAUCAGUUGCUUCACAUAUUUUCUACCCUUCUGCAAGCACCCAAGGUUUUUCGGCCCUUUGCAGAUGUUUUGGUCAAUUUCCUUGUCAGCAGCAAGCUUGAUGUUCUUAAGCAUCCAGAUACUCCAGCAGCAAAACUUGUUUUGCAUCUUUUUCGGCUAUUAUUUGGUGCUAUUUCUGAGGCUCCUUCAGAUUGUGAACGUAUUCUCCAGCCUCAUGUGCCUGUUAUUUUGGAGGUUUGCAUGAAGAAUGCCACUGAAGUUGAAAGGCCACUUGGUUAUAUGCAGCUUCUUCGUACAAUGUUCCGUGCACUUUCAGGGGGGAAGUUUGAGCUUCUGUUGCGAGACCUAAUUCCUUCAUUGCAACCCUGCCUAAAUAUGUUACUGGCUAUGGUAGAUGGGCCUACUGGCGAAGACAUGAGGGACCUUGUGCUGGAGCUUUGCUUAACUUUGCCAGCCCGUUUAAGUUCUUUGUUGCCUCACCUUCCUCGGCUUAUGAAGCCUCUGGUUUUGACUCUAAAAGGAAGUGAUAAUAUUGUGAGCCUAGGUCUAAGGACACUUGAGUAUUGGAUUGAUAGUUUAAAUCCUGAUUUCUUGGAACCAAGUAUGGCAAAUGUUAUGUGCGAAGUGAUUCUAGCUUUAUGGUCUCACUUGAGGCCAGCUCCAUAUCCAUGGGGUGCAAAAGCUUUGCAACUUCUCGGUAAACUUGGUGGUCGGAAUAGACGUUUUCUCAAAGAGCCCCUUGCACUUGAGUGUAAAGAAAAUCCUGAGCAUGGGCUUCGGUUGAUUUUUACAUUUGAACCAUCAACCCCUUUUUUAGUUCCUCUGGAUCGUUGCAUAUAUCUGGCUGUUGCUGCUGUCAUGCAGAAGACUGCUGGUAUGGAUGGUUUCUACAGAAAGCAGGCUCUAAAAUUCCUUCGUGUGUGCUUGUCUUCUCAAUUGAACUUGCGAGGUAAUGUUGCCGGGGAGGGGAUUACACCGGGACGGUUGUCAACAUUAUUAGUUUCUUCAAUGGACCCUUCCUGGCACCGGGCUGAGAUGACAGAUACAAAGGGUGACUUGGGCGUCAAGACUAAAACACAACUUAUGGCUGAGAAAUCCGUCUUUAAGGUUCUCCUGAUUACCAUCAUUGCUGCUAAUGGAGAAUCAGAUCUCCAUGAUCACAAGGAUGAUUUUGUUCUCAAUGUUUGCCGCCAUUUUGCUAUGAUUUUUCAUGUAGAGAACUCUUCAGCUAAUUCUUCAAUUGCAACCGGGCAACUUGUGGGCCCUGUGCUUUCAUCAACUAAUAACAUGGGUUCCAGAUCUCGGGGCUCCACUUCUUCGAAUCUCAAGGAGUUGGAUCCAUUGGUAUUCUUGGAUGCAUUAGUGGACGUGCUGGCAGAUGAAAACAGGCUCCAUGCUAAGGCUGCUCUCAGUGCUCUAAACGUGUUUGCUGAAACACUCCUGUUCCUUGCUCGCUCAAAACAUAGUGGUGUGCUGACUUCAAGGGGAGGUCCUGGUACUCCUAUGAUGGUUUCUAGUCCAUCAAUGAAUCCUGUGUAUUCCCCACCCCCGAGUGUGAGGAUCCCUGUGUUUGAGCAACUUUUGCCUCGUCUUUUGCAUUGUUGCUAUGGAAGUACAUGGCAGGCUCAAAUUGGAGGUGUAAUGGGGUUAGGAGCUUUGGUGGGUAAAGUCACAGUUGAGACUUUAUGCUUUUUCCAAGUAAGAAUUGUCCGUGGUCUGGUAUAUGUUCUCAAAAGGCUUCCUGCACAUGCUAACAAAGAACAGGAGGAGACAAGUCAAGUUCUUACACAGGUCCUCCGUGUGGUUAAUAAUGUUGAUGAAGCAAAUAGUGAACCCCGCAGACAAAGCUUUCAAGGUGUCAUUGAUUUUCUUGCUUCGGAGUUGUUUAAUCCUAAUGCAUCCAUUGUUGUUAGGAAGAACGUACAGUCAUGCCUGGCACUUCUGGCGAGUAGGACUGGUAGUGAAGUCUCUGAGUUGCUUGAGCCUUUGUAUCAACCAUUGCUUCAGCCCCUUAUAAUGCGACCACUCCGGUCCAAGAAUGUUGAUCAACAGGUUGGCACAGUUACAGCUCUGAAUUUUUGCUUGGCAUUAAGACCCCCUCUUCUCAAGUUCACUCCUGAGCUUAUUAAUUUCCUGCAAGAAGCUCUGCAAAUUGCUGAGGCUGAUGAGACCGUUUGGGUUGUGAAAUUUAUGAACCCAAAAGUGGCGACGUCAUUGAACAAACUCCGAACAGCAUGUAUUGAAUUACUCUGUACAGCGAUGGCAUGGGCUGAUUUUAAAACACCAAAUCAUUCUGAGCUGCGUGCAAAGAUCAUUUCCAUGUUUUUCAAGUCAUUGACUUGUCGGACACCAGAAAUUGUUGCUGUUGCAAAGGAGGGCCUUCGACAGGUUAUUCAACAACAAAGGAUGCCCAAAGACCUUCUGCAGACUAGCCUCCGGCCUAUUUUAGUUAAUUUGGCACACACUAAGAGUCUCAGCAUGCCUCUUCUGCAAGGUCUGGCACGUUUGCUUGAACUUCUUUCCAACUGGUUUAAUGUUACCUUGGGUGGUAAGCUCUUGGAGCACCUUAGGAAAUGGUUAGAACCAGAAAAGCUUGCUCAAUGUCAGAAAGCUUGGAAGGCUGGUGAAGAACCAAAGAUUGCGGCAGCUAUUAUCGAGCUUUUCCACCUGCUCCCUCCAGCAGCAGGGAGGUUCCUGGAUGAACUUGUGACGCUGACAAUAGAUUUGGAAGGUGCUCUUCCCCAAGGACAAUUCUACAGUGAAAUUAACAGUCCUUAUCGCCUUCCACUCACUAAGUUCUUAAAUCGAUAUUCAGCUGAAUCUGUUGAGUAUUUUCUUCUUCGUUUAGGCCAGCCUAAAUACUUUAGGCGGUUUAUGUAUAUAAUACGUUCAGAUGCUGGCCAACCCUUGAGAGAAGAACUUGCAAAGGCUCCACAGAAAAUACUUGCAAAUGCCUUUCCCCAGUUCUUUCCAAAGUCUGAAGGGUCAGUUCCAUCAGUAUCAGUGACUCCACCUGCUGCUCCAAUGAGUGAUGAAAAUCUUGUUAUGCCUCUACCUGAAAGUCUUUCUAAUCCACCUUCUGCAACCCAGAGUGAAAGUUCAGAUGCUUAUUUUCAGGGGCUUGCUCUUAUUUCAGCUUUGGUUAAACUGAUGCCUGAAUGGUUGUAUAAUAAUCGUAUUGUAUUUGAUACGCUGGUACUUGUCUGGAAAUCACCUGCAAGAAUUGUUCGUUUGCACAAUGAACAAGAACUGAGUUUGAUCCAGGUGAAGGAAAGCAAAUGGCUUGUCAAAUGCUUUCUGAAUUACUUGCGGCAUGACAAGACUGAAGUCAAUGUUUUGUUUGAUAUGCUCUCUAUUUUUCUAGUCCACACUCGCAUUGAUUAUACUUUCCUGAAGGAAUUUUACAUCAUUGAGGUUGCUGAAGGUUAUCCUCCGCAUAUGAAGAAAACCCUUCUACUGCAUUUCUUGGAACUUUUCCAAUCAAAAAAACUUGGUCAUGAUCACCUGGUUGUUGCUAUGCAAAUGCUCAUUCUUCCCAUGCUAGCACAUGCUUUCCAGAAUGGCCAAAGUUGGGAGGUUGUAGACACUACUAUUAUCAAAAUAAUUGUUGAAAAGCUUCUUGAUCCUCCGGAAGAGGUUAGUGCUGAGUAUGAUGAACCUUUGAGAAUAGAACUUCUGCAGCUCGCUACAUUGUUUCUCAGAUAUCUACAAGAUGACCUUGUUCAUCAUCGAAAGGAACUUAUCAAAUUUGGUUGGAAUCAUCUCAAGCGAGAAGAAAGUGCCAGUAAGCAAUGGGCCUUUGUCAAUGUUUGCCAUUUCUUGGAGGCCUAUCAGGCUCCAGAGAAAAUUAUACUCCAGGUUUUUGUGGCUCUUCUUAGAACUUGCCAGCCAGAGAACAAGAUGCUGGUCAAGCAGGCGCUUGAUAUAUUAAUGCCAGCAUUACCCCGAAGGUUGCCUGCAGGGGAUUACCGUAUGCCAAUUUGGAUACGUUACACAAAAAAAAUUCUGGUUGAGGAAGGUCAUUCAAUUCCUAAUUUAAUUCACAUUUUCCAGCUCAUUGUCCGCCAUUCGGAUCUCUUCUAUGGCUGUAGAGCACAAUUUGUACCUCAGAUGGUUAACUCUCUGAGUCGCCUUGGGUUGCCUUUCAACACCACUGCAGAAAAUAGACGCCUUGCCAUUGAACUUGCAGGGUUGGUUGUCGGUUGGGAAAGGCAGAGGCAACAUGAGGUUAAAGUGGUACCUGAUACAGAAGGCCCUAACCAAAUUAGUGAUGUGUUUAAUCUGGGCCCUGUUGGUGGUGAACCAAAACGCUCAUCGGAUGGUUCAUUAUUACCUGAUGAACUAAGUAAACGAGUGAAGAUUGAACCCGGUCUUCAAUCCAUAUGUGUCAUGUCCCCUGGUGGUGCAUCUUCAAUCCCCAAUAUAGAAACCCCUGGAUCUGCUGCACAGCCUGAUGAAGAGUUCAAGCCUAAUGCUGCUAUGGAAGAAAUGAUCAUCAAUUUUCUCAUUAGAGUAGCUUUGGUCAUAGAGCCCAAGGAUAAGGAAGCGAGUUCAAUGUAUAAGCAGGCUUUGGAGCUAUUAUCCCAAGCUUUAGAGGUGUGGCCUAAUGCUAAUGUUAAGUUCAAUUAUCUGGAGAAGUUGCUGGGCAGUCUUCAACCGUCCCAAUCCAAAGACCCAGCGACAGCUUUGGCACAGGGUCUUGAUGUCAUGAACAAGGUUUUGGAGAAGCAGCCUCAUUUGUUUGUCCGCAACAACAUCAAUCAAAUUUCACAAAUACUUGAGCCUUGCUUCAAUAAUAAAAUGUUGGAUGCUGGCAAGUCCCUGUGCUCCUUGUUAAGGAUGGUCUUUAUGGCAUUUCCUCCAGAGGGACCUAAUACGCCACAAGAUGUGAAGUUAUUGUACCAAAAGGUUGAGGAUCUUAUACAAAAGCAUCUUGCAGCUGUGACGUCCCCUCAGAUAUCGCUUGAAGUUAGUGCUGCAAACUCCAUGAUAAGCUUUGCACUCUUUGUCAUUAAGACUUUGACUGAGGUGCAGAAGAACGUCAUCGAUCCAUUCAUUUUGCCUUUGACUCGUGUCCUUCAACGCCUUGUACGGGAUAUUGGAUCAUCUGGAACUCCUCACAUGAGACAAGGUCAGAGAACAGAGCCAGAUUCUGCUAGCCUUGCUUCUGCUGUUGGUGACAUCGGAUCGGUGAUCUCUAAUUUGAAAUCUGUCUUGAAACUUAUCAGUGCGAGGGUCAUGCUUGUUCCUGAAUGCAAAAGAUUUAUGAGCCAAAUACUAAAUGCAUUACUGUCAGAGAAGGGUACGGAUGCCAGUGUGCUACUUUGCAUACUUGAUGUGAUAAGGAGCUGGAUUGAAGAAGACUUCAGCAGGGCAGUGACAUCCGGUGCAUCAGGUGCUGUUCUUGCUCAGAAGGAGAUAGUUUCAUAUCUUCAGAAGCUGUCACAGGUUGAUAAGCAGGGUUUCUUCCCAAGUGCCCUAGAAGAGUGGGACAGGAAAUAUCUUGAACUUCUUUAUGGACUUUGUGCUGAUUCAAACAGGUACCCACUGUCCAUGCGACAAGAAGCAUUCCAGAAAGUGGAGAGGCAAUUUAUGCUUGGUCUACGGGCAAAAGAUCCAGAGAUCAGACAGAAAUUCUUCUUGCUAUAUCAUGAAUCUCUUGGGAAGACAUUGUUCACAAGGCUGCAGUUUAUCAUCCAAAUUCAGGACUGGGAAGCUUUAAGUGACGUCUUCUGGCUGAAACAAGGCCUUGAUCUUCUUCUUGCAAUCUUGCUUGAAAAUGAACCUAUCACUCUUGCUCCAAACUCUGCCCGGGUGCCCCCACUUAUGGCCCAGGUUACUCUGCCAGAGCGUCCCGGAAUGCAGCAACAGGUUCCUGAUGCUCCUGAUGAUUCUGAAGGGAGUCCAUUGACACUAGAUCACCUUGUGUAUAAGCAUGCACAGUUUCUGAAUGAAAUGAGCAAGCUUAAGGUGGCUGAUCUUGUUAUUCCUUUGAGGGAACUGGCUCAUACAGAUGCUAAUGUUGCAUAUCAUCUGUGGGUAUUGGUAUUCCCAAUUGUCUGGGUAACUUUACACAAGGAAGAGCAGGUGGCCUUAGCUAAGCCAAUGAUAGAUCUAUUGUCAAAAGAUCACCACAAAAAGCAGCGAGGAAACAGGCCCAAUGUCGUACAGGCACUUCUAGAAGGCCUUCACUUGAGCCACCCUCAACCUCGAAUGCCAAGUGAACUCAUCAAAUAUAUUGGAAAGACGUAUAAUGCUUGGCACAUCUCAUUGGCUCUGCUCGAAAGUCACGUCGUAUUGUUCAUGAAUGAAGCGAAGUGUUCUGAGUCUCUUGCUGAGCUUUAUCGAUUUCUCAAUGAAGAGGAUAUGAGGUGUGGACUGUGGAAGAAGAGGUCGAUUACUGCAGAAACACGAGCUGGCCUUUCUCUAGUUCAACAUGGUUAUUGGCAACAGGCACAAAGCCUAUUUUACCAAGCCAUGAUCAAGGCAACUCAAGGUACUUACAACAACACAGUUCCAAAGGCUGAAAUGUGUCUUUGGGAAGAGCAAUGGCUCUAUUGUGCUAGUCAGCUAAGUCAGUGGGAUGUGUUGGCAGACUUUGGUAAGAGUGUUGAAAAUUACGAAAUGUUGCUUGAUUGUCUCUGGAAAAUUCCAGAUUGGGCAUACAUGAAAGAUUAUGUAAUUCCUAAGGCUCAGGUAGAAGAGACUACCAAGCUCCGUUUGAUCCAGGUAUUUUUUGCUCUUCAUGAUAGAAAUACAAAUGGUGUGGGAGAUGCUGAAAAUAUAGUGGGAAAAGGUGUUGAUCUUGCUCUAGAACAGUGGUGGCAAUUGCCUGAGAUGUCUGUUCAAUCCCGUAUACCUCUUUUGCAGCAAUUUCAACAACUUGUUGAAGUGCAAGAAUCAGCCAGAAUUAUAGUGGAUAUUGCCAAUGGAAACAAGCAACUUUCAGGAAAUUCUGUUGCAAGUGUUCAUGCUAGUGGAUAUAUGGAUCUGAAGGAAAUCCUCGAGACAUGGCGACUAAGGACCCCAAAUGAAUGGGAUAGCUUAUCUGUUUGGUAUGAUCUACUUCAAUGGAGGAAUGAGAUGUAUAAUACUGUCAUAGAUGCAUUCAAAGAUUUUGGCAGCACAAACUCACAGCUACACCACCUUGGUUACCGUGACAAAGCUUGGAAUGUCAAUAAGCUUGCUCAUAUCGCCCGUAAGCAAGGUCUUUAUGAUGUUUGUGUGACAAUACUUGAGAAGAUGUAUGGCCACUCAACCAUGGAAGUGCAGGAGGCAUUCGUCAAAAUAAGAGAACAAGCAAAAGCUUAUCUCGAGAUGAAGGGAGGACUUAGCAGUGGUCUUAGUUCGAUCAAUAGUACUAAUCUUGAAUAUUUUCCCGUGAAACAUAAGGCAGAAAUUUUUCGCCUCAAGGGGGAUUUCCUGUUGAAAUUAAAUGAAUGUGAAAAUGCUAAUACUGCAUAUUCUAAUGCCAUCAGUCUUUUCAAACAUUUGCCAAAAGGAUGGAUAAGCUGGGGAAAUUAUAGUGACAUGAUUUACAAAGAAACCCAAGAAGAGACUUGGUUAGAAUAUGCUGUGAGUUGCUUUCUUCAGGGAAUCAAAUAUGGUGUCUCUAACUCCAGAAGCCAUUUAGCUCGUGUCCUAUAUCUUCUCAGCUUUGAUACUGCCAAUGAACCUGUGGGAAGAUCAUUUGAUAAGUACUUGGACCAGAUCCCACAUUGGGUUUGGCUUUCUUGGGUCCCACAGCUAUUACUUUCUUUGCAGAGGACAGAAGCACCUCAUUGCAAACUUGUGCUAUUAAAAAUUGCUACUGUGUACCCGCAGGCUCUGUAUUACUGGUUACGCACAUAUUUGCUUGAGCGCCGUGAUGUUGCCAAUAAGUCUGAACUUGGAAGGUUACGGAUGCAGCAAAAUGUGUCUGGGGCUGGUACAACUUCUUUAGGCUUGUCUGAUGGUGGUGCAAGAGUACAGCCUCAUGUUGGGGGUUCUCUAACCUCAGACAAUCAAGUUCAUCAAGGCCCACAGUCUGGCGGUAUUGGUGGAUCACAUGAUGGUGGAAACCCUCAUGGACAAGAACAUGAAAGGACCACAGUAGUAGAAGGAAGUGUGCAUGGUGGGCAUGAACAACCUUCACAGCAAAGCUCUUCAACCAAUAGUGAAGGCCAAAGUGCAUCAAGGCGUAAUGGUGUGCUUGGAUUGGUAGCUUCUGCUGCUAGUGCAUUUGAUGCUGCAAAGGAUAUAAUGGAGGCUCUGAGAAGCAAGCACACUAAUUUGGCUAGUGAACUUGAGACUCUUCUUACUGAAAUUGGCUCACGGUUUGUUACCCUUCCUGAGGAGAGACUUCUGGCUGUGGUAAAUGCUCUGCUUCAUCGCUGUUACAAGUACCCAACUGCCACUACAGCAGAGGUUCCACAAUCCCUGAAAAAGGAGCUGUCGGGCGUUUGCAAGGCUUGUUUUUCGGCUGAUGCUGUGAAUAAGCAUGUUGAUUUUGUGAGAGAUUACAAGCAGGACUUUGAACGUGAUCUUGAUCCAGAAAGCACUGCUACUUUUCCGGCCACCCUUUCUGAACUGACUGAGCGACUGAAGCACUGGAAAAAUGUUCUUCAGAGCAACGUUGAGGACAGGUUUCCAGCCAUCUUGAAACUGGAAGAGGAAAGCAGAGUGUUGCGUGAUUUUCAUGUUGUUGAUGUUGAAGUUCCGGGGCAAUAUUUCACUGAUCAGGAAGUUGCACCUGAUCAUACAGUGAAGUUAGACAGAGUUGGAGCUGACAUUCCAAUUGUGAGGCGGCAUGGAAGCAGUUUCCGCCGACUGACACUCAUUGGAUCUGAUGGUUCUCAACGGCACUUCAUUGUUCAGACAUCUUUGACUCCUAAUGCUAGAAGUGAUGAACGCAUACUGCAGCUUUUCCGAGUUAUGAACCGGAUGUUUGACAAGCACAAGGAAUCAAGGCGCCGCCACAUAUGCAUUCACACCCCAAUAAUAAUUCCUGUUUGGUCCCAGGUCCGAAUGGUGGAAGAUGACUUGAUGUAUAGCACAUUCCUUGAGGUCUAUGAAAAUAAUUGUGCUCGUAACAAUCGAGAGGCAGAUCUCCCGAUUACCCAUUUCAAGGAGCAAUUAAAUCAAGCCAUCUCUGGCCAGAUUUCUCCUGAAGCUGUUGUGGAUCUCCGCCUCCAAGCCUAUAAUGAGAUUACAAAGACUCUUGUCACUGAUGGCAUAUUCUCUCAGUACAUGUACAAGACACUUCCGAGUGGUAACCAUCUCUGGGCUUUCAAAAAGCAGUUUGCCAUCCAGCUGGCACUUUCUAGUUUCAUGUCAUUUAUGCUACAAAUUGGGGGACGGACCCCCAACAAGAUUCUGUUUGCAAAAAACACAGGCAAAAUAUUCCAGACUGACUUCCACCCAGCUUAUGAUGCAAACGGGAUGAUCGAGUUUAAUGAAGCGGUGCCCUUCCGAUUGACAAGGAACAUGCAAGCAUUCUUCUCCCAUUUUGGAGUGGAAGGGCUGGUUGUUUCUGCCAUGUGUGCUGCUGCCCAAGCUGUAGUUUCACCUAAACAAAUUCAGCAUUUAUGGCAUCAUUUAGCCAUGUUUUUCCGUGAUGAGUUGUUGUCUUGGUCUUGGAGAAGACCAUUGCAGAUGCCUUCAUCACCUGCUCCUGCUGGAGGCAGCUUAAGCCCCAUGGACUUCAAGCUUAAGGUCACUACGAACGUGGAGCAUGUCGUUGGACGGAUCAAAGGAGUAGCCCCACACAACUUCUCUGAGGAGGAGGAUAAUGCCAUGGAUCCACCACAGUCCGUGCAGCGAGGCAUCACUGAGCUGGUUGAAGCUGCCUUGAUGCCCAGGAAUUUGUGCAUGAUGGAUCCAACUUGGCAUCCUUGGUUCUAGCUGUGAUUGCUUUUGGCUAUAGAUUUUUUUAGUUUUGUAGCAAGAGCUUUUGGCUAUAGAUCAUUGCUGAUUUUCUGAAGCAUGUCUGGCUGCCUCAAACCAUCUCUUUUCCUGUAGAUCUGUAGAAUCUUUUGUAUACAUCCAUCCCCCCCCCCCCCCUCCCAACCCAAAAGAAGGCAUAGAAUCUUUUGUAAAUUAUGUACAUAUUGGUAUCAAUUCUAUAAGUUGCUGGUAUUUUAAUUAUGUACAUAUUGGUAUCAAUUCAAUAAAUUGCUGAUAUUUUACUUCCUAGCA